Molecule: messenger RNA, 1458 nt
Organism: Leptosomus discolor (cuckoo roller)
Lineage: Eukaryota; Metazoa; Chordata; Aves; Leptosomiformes; Leptosomidae
Gene: MLKL
Product: mixed lineage kinase domain like pseudokinase
Biological process (GO): necroptotic signaling pathway; protein phosphorylation; cell surface receptor signaling pathway
Molecular function (GO): protein kinase activity; ATP binding
Source: RefSeq, a predicted model, not a curated record
AUGGACAUCGUGGACAGGGUCCUCUCUGUGGCCCAGACCAUCUACGCCCAAUUCGAGCAGGUGAAAUGCUGCAAGCACCAGUGCCAGCGCCUCGUGGAACGCAUCCAGAUCCUGCUGGAGCCUGUGAGGAUCCUCAAGGCUCAGCUACCAGAGCACAUCUCCCACCACGAAGAGAAACUGCUGAAAAAGCUGCUCCAGAUGCUGGGGGAAGCCCAGAAUCUGGUGAUGAAAUACAGCCAGACCAGCUGGAUUCAGAAGUUCCUGAGAGCCCGCAGUGCUGGUGAGGAGUUCAUCUGGGUGAACGAGAGCCUGGAGGACAUCGCCCAGGGGCUCUCACUCCUGCUGCAGGCAGAGCAGAAGCAGGCUUUCCUGGAGGCUUUCCAGGCAAAGACAUGUCGCAGGCAGGAUGCCGAGGACCUGAAGGACGACAAGGCUUUCUUGGACCAAGUGAUUGCAAGUACUGAGGAGCCCGAAGACGCGGACGGGGAGAUCUACAUUGACAGGCAAUGUAUGGAGAGCAAGGUAGACUGGAUGCAAAGGGAGCUGAACAAAAUCGUGCACGUGAUGGACUGCUUGAAGAAGGUCAAUGUUGAUAAAAGAGAAGACAUCACCGAGAUCCAGCGGGACCACCUCACCUUCUAUAGGCACCUGCAGGACACCGAGAGCUAUGACCUCUACGAGGGCGAGUACCUCAAGUACCCUGUCGCCAUCAAAACCUUCAAGAGGCCACUGACCACCGACCCAGCGAAGGUGAGAGACAUCUUCGAGAAGGAGAUUCAGACCCUAAAGAAGUUUGAGUCUCCAAACAUCCUGCGCAUGUAUGGGAUCUGCAUUGAGGAGAAAGAUGGGAGCCCCUGCUUCUCCAUCGUCAUGGAGUACUGCAAGCACGGGACACUGCGGGAUGUGCUGACCAAGCAACAGGACCUCUCCUGGGAGGUCCGCAUUCGGAUGGCCCUGGGAGCCGCCAGAGGCCUUUACAGGUUGCACCAGACGGAGGAGAAGUCCCGACUUCACGGCUGCAUCUGCAGUAGCAAGUUCUUGGUGGCUGGAGAUUACUGUGUGAAGCUGUCGGGAUUCGAGCUGUGCGAAACAGAGUCAUCCAUCAAGAGGAAAGCCAAGAAGAACUGGAAACAAGUCUCUAUGUUGGCUUACAUUGCCCCUGAGAACCUGAAAGACAUCAACUACCCCUACAAGAGGCCCUGUGAAAUCUACAGUUUCGGGAUUGUGCUGUGGGAGAUUGCGACCUCUAGAAUCCCAUUUGAAGGCUGCACACCCCAGGAGAUCAUGGAGAAAAUCUGCAACCACAAUUACCGUGCUACUGUUGGGGAAGAUUGCCCUGAAGACCUGCGGAAAGUCAUUGACCAGUGCCGGGCCUUUGACCCUUCCCAACGCCCUUCUGCCGAGGAGAUUGUGGACUCGCUGGCUGACCUGGAGAAAAGCCGAAACCAAGGAAUUUAA